CUGUUGCAGCGCCAGUAGGGGAAGGAGCAGCUUGGGCCUUGUGCUCUACCAGCAGGCGCCUGCGGUGGUCCUGCCCCACCGCCGUAGCAGCCUUUCGUUGAUAAUUCAACAGCAGAAGCGACAUCAUUCAGCUGAGCUGCCACUUUUUGUGACGCCAACACCAUUCUCAACGGCAACGAAUCCACCAUCCGCAUCAACAUCGACAUCGACAUUGACACCGACACCGACUGCAAAACCAUCGUCUCGUCGGCAGCCGCCUUGCUGUCUACUCGCUACUGCCAUUCCUCUUCGCAAGCCCAGCGCCAUGGCUUCGGCCUACAGCGCGUUCCAUGGCGCCGCCGCGGCCUCCAACUUUACCAUCACCGCUCUGGGCCGCUGGUCUGUCCUCAACAGCGCAUUGCCUGCCGUCGAGGAUAUCAAGUCGCUCCAUGUCUACGACUUCGACAAUACCUUGUUCAAGACACCACUCCCGAACCCAUCGCUUUGGAACGGCCCGACCAUUGGAACAUUAUCGAGCCAGGAUGUCUUCGUCAAUGGCGGCUGGUGGCACGAUAACCGAAUUCUUAGUGCGACCGGCGAGGGUGUUGACAAGGAGGAGGAGCGCGCCUGGGAUGGAUGGUGGAAUGACAAAAUCGUUGACCUCGUCAGAUUGAGCAUCAAACAAAAGGAUGCUCUCUGCAUUCUCCUGACUGGUCGCUCUGAGAAGGGCUACGCCGACUUGGUCCGGAAGAUGGUCAAGGCCAAGCACCUCGACUUUGACAUGGUCGGUCUGAAGCCCCAGGUCAGCCCCUCGAACCAGCGAUUUCAGAACACCAUGCACUUCAAGCAACUAUUCCUCGAGGCUCUAAUGGAAACAUAUAAGUCCGCAGAGGAAAUCCGCGUGUAUGAGGACCGGCCCAAGCAUACCAAGCUCUUCCGCGACUUCUUCGCCGAGUACAACCGGAGACAAAACACCAUGCCCACCCGAGGCCCAUUGACGGCAGAGGUGGUUCAGGUCGCCGACGCUACGGCGUCUCUAGACCCUGUGGUCGAGGUCGCUGAGGUCCAGCACAUGAUCAACAUUCACAAUGACACGGUGACCAAGCAACCCUCGUCUACCAAACGCCAGAACAAGCUCAGGAUUAAGAAGACUGUCUUCUUCACGGGCUACAUGAUCAACCCAGAGGAUACCAAGAAGCUCAUCAAGCUUGCCCAAAUACCUCCGAACCUGCCACAGAAUGAGCUCAAAUACCACGGAAACAACAUUCUCAUAUGUCCUCGCCCCUGUCCCGCUAGUAUCCUGGAAAAGGUUGGCGGUAUGAACAACAAAAUGAAGUGGGAAGUUACGGGCACAGCUUGCUUUGAAAAUAGUAUAUGGGCUGCUUGCCUGCGACCAGUUCCUGCAACUGCCAAAUUCCACACGGACAACCCUAGUCCUCUUGUGGUGUUGGCGCUGAGGAAAGGAGCUCGACCCAUCGAUGCCGGCAAGAUACAAAACUGGCAACCUCUUCCAGCAGAUAAAUCCUUCAUCUUCGAGACUGUCGUUGGCGAAAAGGUCAUUCUCCGCAUCGAGGCCGAGGACCCUCGGGAAGACGCUUACGAGAGCCUAUUCGCCAAUAAGUCGUCCAAGCGCAAGCACAACGGCGAAGACGACUGGAACCAACGAAACGUCCAUGGCCACUACAGUGGUCGAAACGAGUCCAGGGGGUAUCACUCUGGUGGCCGCGGCGGCUCAGGUCAAGGGCGGGGCCGUGGCGGCAACGCCAACCGAGGAUUCCGGAAUGCCUCGAGGGGAAACAGCAAGGGAGGCCGUGGACGAGGGGGUGGCUACAACUACCGAUCUCUCGACGAUGUUGAGCCCAGAAACCAGCAAGGUGGAUAUGGCCCUCAGGUUGAUUAUGAUGAUGCCUACCAACCACCAAGCCAGUCUCAAGCUCCACCGUCUGCCCCAACAGGCCCCAGCCAGGGGUGGAAUACCCAGCCUCCCCGAGGUCCAUCAGCUCAGCAAGGACGACCUAUGGGAGGGUACGGGGGCAACAACAACUCAGACCUACAGAAUUACUAUUAGCGCUAGUAUGCACCCUCAUAAAGGGUGUCUUUUUUACGCCUGGUUUUUGGGAGCAUGCAAUAUCUUGAUCUUCGUUUUAUCUCGACUCACAACGCAUGGAAGGUUUGACGGGCAUCAUUCGAUGCGGUGCGCCGUGGUCAAGCUGGGGAUUCAUUCGGGUUCAUGUCUGACACAGUCUGAUAUUCGUGGAGUAUCCUGGCGAUAAUGGGCGGGGCGUCUAGGGGGUAGUGGAAAUGAUACCUAACGGAAUGCAAACGGAUACUUUUACUUUGACUCUCGAGUCUGUCAAAGAAGGGCUGCACAGAUUGUUCACGCCAGGGAUUCA
Molecule: messenger RNA, 2372 nt
Organism: Ilyonectria robusta
Lineage: Eukaryota; Fungi; Ascomycota; Sordariomycetes; Hypocreales; Nectriaceae
Exons: 2
Coding region: 305-2047 (580 amino acids)
Biological process (GO): box C/D sno(s)RNA 3'-end processing; rRNA methylation
Cellular component (GO): box C/D methylation guide snoRNP complex; small-subunit processome
Molecular function (GO): RNA binding; rRNA methyltransferase activity; histone H2AQ104 methyltransferase activity
Source: RefSeq, a predicted model, not a curated record